Cherax quadricarinatus is the source of this 2705-nucleotide messenger RNA. NCBI's taxonomy places the organism in Eukaryota, Metazoa, Arthropoda, Malacostraca, Decapoda, Parastacidae. The record is from RefSeq and is a predicted model, not a curated record.
CCAACUCAGGUAUCGUCAGUUCAACACCAGCCGUCAGUACAACAAGACGUGCUGGGCCCCGCUCCCCGUGGCCACCUCGCCUAGCGACUCCAGUCCCUAGACUCAGCCUCCAGACUGAAGCUUCAACAUAGCCGAUAUCUGCCGUUUGAAAGAACGUCUUUUGCUGUUAUUUCCCUGCUGUAAGGAAGACUUUAUCGUCUACCGACAGCUCUGCAGGAGAAGCGAGAGAUCUCUCGUGUUCCUACACCAGGAGAAGCUACAGAUCUGUGCGAGUCAUCUCAGCUCUUAAGGAGUGACAUUGUCAAGUCCGAGGAGAGACAUCAGGGAAGAGAUGGAGUCUUUUGGAGAGUUGUUCAGCACUACUGAGGAGCGGGUAGACCCUGUUCCUGCCAAGCUAAAAGGAGAGUGGCCUGACUGGCUGAGUGGCAGCUUCCUGAGGGUGGGACCUGGCAAGUAUGACCUGGGAGACUUCACUGUCAACCACUGGCUUGACGGCAUGGCCAUCCUUCACAAGUUCCAGAUUGAAGAUGGCAAGGUGUCGUUCCAGUCCAAGUACUUGAAGUCAGACGCCUACAAGAAAGCUUGCCUCACUCAGCGCCCUGUCUUCACGGAGUUUGGAACACAAAGCUACCCUGACCCCUGCAAGAACAUCUUCUCCAGGAUGUUCUCCCAAUUCGAAAUGACGGACAACACUUCUAACAACAUCUUCCGUAUUGAGGAUCAGAUGUUUGUUGCUUCUGAGACCUGCUACCUGAGGAAGAUUGACCCCGAUAACCUCGAAACCAAGGACAAGGUUGAUCUUAGUAAGAUAAUGAGUGUGAACCUGUGUUCUUCACAUCCACUGACGGACAACACAGGUGUCACGUACAACCUGGGCUGUUCCUUCAUCGGCGGUCCUAAGUACAACAUUGUGAAGAUACAUCCCUCCAAGGACAAAAGUGACUCCAACCCCUGGGCCAACACUCGCACGCUGGCUGCGAUCAGUUCAAGCUGGAAGGCGUCGUACUCCUACUACCACAGCUUUGGUAUGACGGAGAACUACCUGGUGUUCCUAGAGCAGCCGCUGUUGGUCAACACGCUCAAGCUAGCUACCUCUCAGCUCAAAGGCCGUGCCUUCACUGACUGCUUAGACUGGCACCCGCAGGAAAAGGUGAGUGCCAAGGAAGUGAUGAGUGUUCCGUUAUCACUAACGAGUGUACGUUAUUUGCAGGUGUGCAAGAUGGAUGUGGAGACUGGGCGCAGCUGGGCCUGGCGGGGAAAUGAACACCAGUACUUGUCAGAGCCAUCCUUCAUUCCCUUGCCCGAUGCCAUCGAAGAGGACGACGGUGUAAUCUUGUGCUCCGUAGCUGACAUUCGCAAAGACUUUCCAGACUUCUUGCUACUGGUGGACGCUCGAACUAUGGAGGAGAUUGGCCGCGCAGAGGUGGAUGCCAGAGUCCCUUCCAGCUUACACGGCAUUUUCCUGAUGGAGAAGAACUGAUGAAGGCGGGAAGGUAGAACGUCGUGUGGUACUAAGGGUAAAGCUGCAAUUGUGAUGCAGUAGUUCUGCGAGGCGAGCUAUUAGCGCCUCCAUGGAACCCUGACGCCAAAGUAUUCCUUUAUGUUUGUGUCUUGAGGUCACAGUGCCUCGUCAUACUACUUGGAGGUCAUUGUACCUUGAGGUCAGAGUACCUGGAAGUCAUAGUGCCUUGGGGUCAUCAUUAUAAGAUGACAGUGAUAUGCUGUGAUCCUUAGUGUAAUCAGGGUUGAGUUCUUGUUAUUUGUUAUAGUGUCAGAGGGCACCAGCUUGCCUAGGCUCAUACCUCACGUUACACUCACUUACACAUAUAUACUUUUCAUGUUCUUAUAUUUGUACACUGCCAUACCUCACAUGUGUGCACUCAUAACUCACAUAUUAAUUCUUCUUCACACUAUUCAUCAAACAUAUUUAUUCUAAACUUGACUAUUCUUCAUUGGUUAACGCCUGGUGCCUUACGACGAGGAAGUUACACUAAGCAACCUAUAUAUUUCGUUACAAUAUUAUUGUAUUGUUAUUGUACAAUUAUGUUACAGUCAUGAUGGGCAUUGUUAUACGUGGAUACUGAAAAAUUAUUUGGAUCAGCUUACCUAACGAUAUAAUGAAUAUCACCAUUUAGAUUGGUGAUAUUCAUUAUAAAACUUCUUUAAAUAUGUAUCAUAAAAUGGCAUUGAGAGAGUGAUUCAUUUAUUUACGUUGUUAUAAAAAAAAGUCAGUUGAAAGCAUCUUUUAAAUUACGUCCCAGAAGAUGACCAAUAAAAGGGAAGUUCUGUAAUAAGGUUCGGUUGAUGCAGAUGUUUGUAAACAUAAACAUCUGUUGUACUGCUCUUAUAUUCACGUUUCAGUCAUGAUUUAAAACAACUGUUGUACAAGACCUGAAGUAUUAUUUGUUAUAGAUUUAAUAUAUUAAAGGUUAGCUGGUCGCUAAAAAUAUGUGGUCCUCUCCACACCUGCUUGACACUACUAUUUGUAGCUCAGGUCUGGAGGUUUCUGCCCCUCCCCCACACGUGCUCUUUAACUCAGGUGUGGGUGUCUUUACGUUAGCACCCCUGUUUUAUAGCACAUGUGUGGCAGGUGUGGGGAAAGGGAUCAAAGGUAUGUCAGGUGAAUCCUGCCUUGAUAUGCCCAGCGUCCACAUGUGGUAUGGGGGCACGUUGAGGCAGGUAUGGGCAUUAAAAUAUUGACUUUA